UUCAUAUUAAGCGUAAGGUUGUUGAAGAGUGAGGAGUGGAGAGUAAGUAAAGAAAAAGAAAAAAAAUAUUAGAGCCAAGAGCAAUCGUCGCGUUGGUUGGUGCGCACGUUAUAUUAGUGCUCGACUAAAGUUAAACGAAGAGCAGAGGUAGAGGGAGUUUUGCGGUUGAGUCUGGCGGCCAUUGCAAGUAAUCUCUCGUCGUACGUUCUGAGCCGCGUAAGCAUCGAGACUAAAUCUGUGUUAAACAUCAAAUUGUCACGGAUAUUUCGAGUUUUUAAAUAAACUCAAAUCAAGGGCCAUUUUAGUCGCGAGGUGCACCCAGUGAAGCCCGGGACGCACAAAAAAACCCGGCCCGAUGGCUGAAACGGAUAAAUUAAACAUUGACAACAUCAUCGCUCGGCUCUUGGAAGUACGAGGAUCAAGACCUGGGAAAAAUGUCCAGCUAACGGAGGGUGAGAUCCGUGGCCUGUGUCUCAAGUCGCGUGAAAUAUUUCUAUCCCAACCGAUACUACUCGAGCUGGAGGCACCGUUGAAAAUAUGCGGUGACAUUCACGGUCAGUACUACGACUUAUUGCGGCUUUUUGAAUACGGUGGGUUCCCACCGGAAAGUAACUACCUCUUCCUAGGCGACUACGUCGACAGGGGGAAGCAAUCGUUGGAAACAAUAUGCCUUCUUCUUGCGUACAAGAUCAAGUAUCCCGAGAACUUUUUCCUGUUAAGAGGAAAUCACGAGUGUGCAUCCAUCAACAGGAUAUACGGUUUUUACGAUGAGUGCAAACGUCGUUACAAUAUUAAACUAUGGAAGACAUUCACGGACUGCUUUAACUGUCUACCCGUGGCAGCAAUCGUUGACGAGAAAAUAUUCUGCUGUCACGGUGGACUCAGUCCUGAUCUACAGAAUAUGGAGCAAAUAAGACGUAUUAUGCGACCGACUGAUGUUCCUGAUCAAGGAUUACUCUGUGAUCUUCUUUGGUCUGAUCCCGACAAAGACACUAUGGGUUGGGGUGAAAAUGACCGUGGUGUAUCGUUUACAUUCGGUGCCGAGGUCGUUGCCAAAUUUCUACACAAGCAUGACUUUGACCUCAUAUGCCGUGCGCAUCAAGUCGUCGAAGAUGGUUACGAAUUCUUUGCAAAACGACAACUGGUGACGUUAUUCUCAGCGCCAAACUACUGCGGUGAGUUUGACAACGCCGGUGCCAUGAUGUCGGUCGACGAUACGCUGAUGUGCAGUUUUCAAAUCUUAAAACCAGCAGACAAGAGGAAAUUCGCGUAUGGUGGCCUCAACUCUGGCCGACCGGUUACGCCGCCGCGAGGUCCCAAUAAUAAAAACAAAAAGAAGUGAAUGAGAUUCCCGGGAGCGUAAUUUAUUGACGCGGAGUUUUUAGGACCUCAAACCUCUCUUAUUAUCAACCCAGUAACACAACACCAUCAUUCACUCUCCACCUACUCCCGUCCCUACUGUCAUUGAUCUAAACAACAACAACAACAAACAACAAUCAUAAUAUUAAUAUUAAUAUGACUAAUAAAAGUUUGAGUAAACAAUAUAAUAAUGAUAACUAAAACAACGCUACACUUUACUGAUCUUACAACGGAAGCACCUCGCGACUCCGGCCCUUGUUCAACAUGACACUAAAGACCCAUUGUCAUUAACCAACUUCGGAUAUUAAUAUUAAUAAUAAUAAUUAAAUAUAUAUUAAAUAAAAAGAUAAUUAAAAAAA
Cotesia glomerata is the source of this 1718-nucleotide messenger RNA. Its product is annotated as serine/threonine-protein phosphatase alpha-2 isoform. Gene Ontology annotation, cellular component: nucleus; cytoplasm. Lineage: Eukaryota; Metazoa; Arthropoda; Insecta; Hymenoptera; Braconidae. The record is from RefSeq and is a predicted model, not a curated record. Gene Ontology annotation, molecular function: protein serine/threonine phosphatase activity. The transcript has 5 exons. The coding region runs from base 356 to 1342 and encodes 328 amino acids.